Soboliphyme baturini is the source of this 378-nucleotide messenger RNA. Lineage: Eukaryota; Metazoa; Nematoda; Enoplea; Dioctophymatida; Soboliphymatidae. The record is from the annotation of a GenBank genome assembly.
AUGAUGCAUGCUGUGUCGCGUGCAGGUGGCAAGUUUACAGUCCACCGAACCCUUACUCAAGCAUGUCUGAGGUUGAGCAGCAUAUCACAGGAACAGGAGGUGGUCAAGGAAGCGCACGUAGUGGUGAUCGGCGGUGGACUGGCCGGCACCAGCAUCGCGUAUCACUUGGCGCAGAAGGGCGUGCAGGGCGUGGUCGUGCUCGACAAAAGUCUCAUCGGCUCUGGCCGUUCGACCACGAAGUCGCCAGGUUUGAUCACCUACUACCACGUGCUGACUCCGAGGUUCGAGCGGGUCAUUUGGCCGAGCAUCGAGCUUUACUCGCACCUGAAGGCGGUUGACGGAAAGGUAUUUAAGCCGAACUACGAUUUUCUUUUCUAA